Molecule: messenger RNA, 3126 nt
Organism: Symbiodinium sp. CCMP2592
Lineage: Eukaryota; Dinophyceae; Suessiales; Symbiodiniaceae
Source: the annotation of a GenBank genome assembly
AUGGAGACGCGGCCGGCCAAGCGCGCCCGGGGCGACGUCCAGUGCCUGACACCGGAGAAGUCUCCCAACGAUGCGCUCUCGUAUCGACUGCUUGCUUUUCCGAAUGGCUUCGAAGCGCUACUGGUCUCCUGUGACGACGCGAAGAAGGGCCGUGCUGCGGCCUCGGUGGCCGUGGCCGCCGGCUCCUUCAGCGAUCCCGGGAGCUGCCAGGGGCUCGCACACUACCUCGAACACAUGCUCUUCAUGGGGAGUUCGAAGUACCCAGGUGAAGAUGAGAUGGAGUCGUUCCUGGCAAAGAACGGCGGCUCCAGCAAUGCCUUCACGGACUGUGAGCAUACGUGCUACUACUUCGACGUGAAUAAGACGGAGCUGCAUACUGCUGUCGACAUGCUGGCUCAGUUCUUCAUCGCACCCUUGCUGAAGACAGACUCUGCUGAGCGAGAGCUCAACGCGAUCGAGUCCGAGUUCCGCCUCACCCAGAAUGCGGAUGACUCCCGUGUCGAGGCACUCUACUCCGUCUUCGCGAAGGAGCGGCAUCCUUUCCGCAACUUUGGCUGGGGCAACUUACGGAGUCUCAAGGAGGAGCCGGCACAGAAAGGGGUUGACAUCAACGAGGAGUUGCGCAAGUUCUUUCUGGAACACUACCAGGCGCCCCAACUCCGCUUGUGUGUCUACGGGGUGGAGUCCCUGGACGACUUGGAGACUCUUGUGGUCACGUCCUUCUCGGUACUGCCUUGCGGCAGCGCGCCGCAGCGAGCGGAAAGGGGCCUUCCUUUCGAGGUGCAGUGCUUGCCACUGCUGCUGCGGGUGCGCCCCGUGCAGGACACGCACAAGCUUUGCAUCGCCUGGCAGCUGCCCCGCACGCAGCAUCUGUACUUGUCCAAGCCACUGAACUACGUGGCGCAUUUGACCGGUCAUGAGGGCGCGGGCUCGCUUCAAGCGUGGUUGAAGAGUCAAGGCCUGGCGACGGAGGUCGAUGCUGGUGUGAGCGACGAGGACGACUGGAACUCCAAUGCCAUGUGCAGCAUGUUUAGCAUCGGCCUCACCCUUACGGAGAGGGGCCUCUGCCAGUGGCCGGAGGUCGUGCAUGCGGUCUUCCUUUACAUCUCCAUGAUGAUCCGAGAAGGCCCGCAGAAGUGGAUUCACGACGAAUUGGUGCAGGCGCAGGACGUGGGCUGGCGGUUUCUCGAAGAGACAGAUCCGAUGGAGUACGUGCAGAAGCUUGCGUGUCAGAUGUUGCCUGACCUGCAAAGACAGCGGGAGCAUCUUCUGAAGUCGGAGUGGAUGCUGUCUCAGUGGGAUCCCGAUGGCAUCUCUGAGUUCCUUCGCUUGAUGGUUCCUCGCAGCUGCUUCAUCGUUCUGCUCUCCAGUGCCUAUGGCCGAGCAAAGGGUGCCCAGCAAGAGCCUGGGAAGGCCUCCGGUGAUCAAGAAGCCGAAGGAGAGGAGGAGGAGACCUUGGCUGAGGAUCCCGAGGUGGACCUAACCUCCCAGUCACCGGCAGCAGCCGAUCCCCACUUCGAUCCUCAGGCCCAGACUCCCUCGGUGGAGCCGCACUUCAAAACGGAGUAUUGGAAAGCUGGGCCUGAGGAGGUAAGUCGGUGGAUGGGGCUUUGGGAGUCAUCUCCUGGGAAGGAUAGCCUGGCUGCAGACGCCGCAAAGCAGAUGCGCCUGCCCGACCGGAAUCCCUUCCUGGCGACGAACUUCGAGCUCUGCCCUGCUCCGGCAGAACAGGAGUCCUCCGUGGAGACCUGGCUUUCGGAGCUCGGGGUGGAGAGUGAGUCCUCUCUGAGGAGCAUCUAUGGCAACUUCCCGAAAUUGCCGAGGCCACCGCAGCGGCCUGUGGCCUUGGGUGCCGGAACGUGGCACUUGCAGGAGACGGUGCUGCAAACACCCAGAAGCGAGGUCUGGCUGAAGCUGUCGGUGCCCUGGCCGUCCUUAGGCCUGGCUGUGCAACAGGCGCGGCUGGCACUGCUGGCCCGUGUGCUGUCGGACUCGCUCAACGAAGUUUCCUACUUGGCUGAGCAAGCAUCCCUGGAUUUGCGUAUCCGGGACGAGCUGUACGGCUUGGACGUUCGGGUAGGAGGCUUCCACGAGAAGCUUCCUCUCCUGCUCCAUGCGGCUCUUGAACAGCUCAAGCUCUUUGGGAGCCCAAGUGCGUGGCAAGAGAGGCUAGACAGCCCGCAGUUCCUUCGCCGCUGCAGCGCGCAGCGCGAGGAGCUUCUACGUAGCUUGAGGAAUGAGUACACGAAGCCCGGCGACCACUGUGCUGACCUGCGCCGGUCGAUGGUCAUGGCAUCCCGCACCUUGGCGACGGAGAGGGCCGAUGCUCUGGAGGCGUUGCAGGUCACUGACCUCGCGGCUUUCGCGCAGGAGCUCAUUCCACAGCUGGAUGUGGAGGUCUUGUUCAUCGGCAACGCGACCUCGGAGGACGCUCGUCAGCUGGUGGCCGCAUUCCCGGCCGAGCUGCGGCCGAAGGCGGAGGCGCUGGCGCACGUCCCGCACCCGCCUGCGCGGGUCGUGCGCGUGCCGGUGGCAGAGCCUCUGGUCUGGGUCGAAGAUAGCCACGACACGGGGAACCGUAAUGUGGCCGUGGAGAUGUAUUGGCAGCUGGGACCUGUGGGUUCCAACGAAGCCAAGGACGCUGCCCAGGUCGAGCUGCUGGCGGAUCUCAUCGCCGAGCCUUUGUUCGACAGCCUCCGGACGAAGCAGCAGAUCGGUUACGUCGCUUCCUGCGGCGCGCGCUGGACGCACCGCGUGCAGGGCUUCUCUGUGUGGCUGAUGUCCUCAAAGUUCGGUCCGGCUGAGAUCUGCCGUAGAGCUUUGAAGUUCCUGGCGGACUUCCAGAAGACCCUGGAGGACAUGCCCGAGGAGGACUUCGCUCAACAUGUCUGCUCCCUGGCGGCCCAGAAGCUUGAGCCGGACCGGACGUUGAACAGCAUUCAGGCUGUCGCUUGGGCAGAGCUGCAAGAGAGGAACCAUCUCUUCGACCGGUCCUGGCGCGAGGCGUUGGCCUUGGCCGCGCUCUCCCGCCGCGAGCUCCUGGAGCUUCUUCGGGAGCUUCAGGGCUCCAAAAGGCUGGUCGUUGCGGCUGUGGUCGGUGGUCGUGCCAAGCCACAGCCCAAGUGA